Necator americanus (New World hookworm) is the source of this 894-nucleotide messenger RNA. RefSeq lists its product as uncharacterized. The coding region runs from base 1 to 894 and encodes 297 amino acids. The record is from RefSeq and is a predicted model, not a curated record. NCBI's taxonomy places the organism in Eukaryota, Metazoa, Nematoda, Chromadorea, Rhabditida, Ancylostomatidae. The transcript has 7 exons.
AUGAUGGAGAGCGCAAGAUUGAUAAGUUCAUCCAGCAAACUACUUCUUUGCGUUCACGCAGCUGAUGCAAUUCGCUUUUUCCGACUUUACAUCAACAAUCGUGCAGAUUCUAGAUUUGCACGCAUAAGUUUCUACGCUUUGGGCAUACGAAGUGCAGCGCACGAAGCGCAGCCUUCUAGCAACAGAUUAAUAAUGGAGCCGUGUCCACUAUGUGGACUUGAAAAGCAAAUCGAGGAGUUCAAGAAGAAGAGACGUCGUGAGAAAUUGAUCGAGUCAUGCACAACUGUUCAAAACUGCAAGCAUUGCGAGAAAGUGUUCUCUUCCAAGCUUUGUUUGAGAAGACACGAAAAGAAGGCACAUCCUGAUAAAUACACCGAGAAAAAAUUGGCGAGGAUUUGGUGUCCACUUUGUUUCAAGAUAAUGAAGCACCACCGCGAUCUGGUUCACCAUGCACAGGCGGCCCAUGCCGAAACACCAGGAAAAUACAGGGUCGAGGUCAUCAGUUUCCCCAACGUGGACGAGUUUGAGAAAUGGAGACGAUCAACCGAAGAACAUGAUGUAACUAGUCGUUCUAUAGUUUCGACAAAACGCGGCCCUGCUGGGAAGAUAAAAUAUCUGCGUUGUCAUCGUGCAGCGUUGAACGCUAAGGACAAGACGAGCAUAGGUUCAACAAUAAAGCAUUCCAGGAAAGUUGUUCCUUUCUGCACUGCGUAUAUGAAGAUUCAUAUUGUCGCCCUUGAGACAGAUAGCCUUGAAGCAAAUCAAGCUAUCCAGGUAGUAGUGGUAGAUAAAAUGUUUGGUAUUACCUUGAUUACCUUGACUCCCGUUGAUCUUCGAACUGGACGAGCGGGAGCCAGUAAUUCUUCCAUUUGUCCCGAUCGCGUGCCAGAGUAG